This is a messenger RNA of Megalobrama amblycephala (Wuchang bream), 3368 nucleotides long. RefSeq names its product myxovirus (influenza virus) resistance E (gene mxe). Gene Ontology annotation, cellular component: cytoplasm; membrane; nucleus. The record is from RefSeq and is a predicted model, not a curated record. Gene Ontology annotation, biological process: defense response to virus. Bases 16 to 2898 code for a protein of 960 amino acids. Lineage: Eukaryota; Metazoa; Chordata; Actinopteri; Cypriniformes; Xenocyprididae. Gene Ontology annotation, molecular function: GTP binding; GTPase activity; microtubule binding. The transcript has 19 exons.
GAACAUUACGGCCUGAUGAUGCACUUUACAAACACAUGCACAUAUUCAGCCUGGAACGGAGUGUAUGGGAGGAUCGGAGCGACAGAGCUCAAUGAGUUCUGUCAGUAUUCCAGCCCGGGUUUUUUAACAUCCCAUUUCCCGCUUCUUGGUGAGAGAAACUCCAAUCCGAGCGAAUACAGCGAAAUUGGAGACACUUUUGUCGAAAGAGACAUGUCUCCACGCGUUUCUUCAAAGGGAGGAAAUGCGAUUAGUGGUCUGAACCAGCACUAUGAAGAGAAGGUGCGCCCAUGCAUUGACCUAGUGGACUCUCUCAGGACAUUAGGUGUUGAAAAGGACCUGAACCUGCCAGCUAUUGCUGUCAUAGGUGACCAGAGCUCAGGAAAGAGUUCUGUGUUGGAAGCCCUGUCUGGAGUGGCGCUGCCUAGGGGAACAGGUAUUGUGACACGCUGUCCUCUGGUACUGAAACUGAAGAAAAUUACAAAGGACAUCAACUGGCAUGGAUUGCUGUCAUAUAAGGAUCAAUUAAAGCAACUGAAGGACCCAGCUGAAAUCGAGAAUGCUGUCUUAAAUGCUCAGACAGCAUUGGCUGGGAAGGGAGAAGGGAUCAGUCAUGAGAUGAUCACUCUGGAGAUCGAUUCCAGUGAUGUCCCUGACCUCACACUCAUUGAUCUGCCAGGCAUUGCUAGAGUUGCCACUGGUAACCAGCCAAAAGACAUCGAGAAACAAAUAAAAGAUGUAAUUGAAAAGUUCAUUAAAAGACAAGAAACCAUCAGCUUGGUUGUGGUCCCUGCAAACAUUGACAUCGCCACCACUGAGGCUCUGCAGAUGGCAUCCAAAGUCGAUUCAACGGGACAAAGGACCCUGGGUAUUCUGACUAAACCAGACUUGGUGGACAAAGGCAUGGAGGAGACGGUGGUCAGAACAGUCAAUAAUCAAGUGAUACAACUGAAGAAGGGCUACAUGAUCGUAAAGUGCCGAGGCCAGCAAGACAUCAAUGAGAAGCUUGAUCUGGUCAAAGCGCUGGAAAAAGAAAGACAUUUUUUUGAUGAACAUGCUCAUUUCAGGUGUCUUCUUGAGGAAGGAAAAGCUACAAUACCCCUUCUUGCAGAAAGACUCACAAAAGAAUUGGUUGAACACAUUACUAAAACGCUGCCACAGUUGCAGAAACAACUUGAAAUGAAAUUAGAGAAGACGACUGAGGAUCUUAGAGCACUAGGAGAUGGAGUUCCUACUGAUGAACACGAGAAAACCAAUUUUCUGAUAACGAAAAUUCGCCGGUUCAUUGAUGCCCUUGAAGGAAUAAAGAAGGCAGAAGAAGAUCUAAGAAGCUCAGAUAUGAGGGUCUUCACCAAAGUCAGGAAGGAAUUUAAUAGAUGGAAAACUGUCCUGGAUGCCAAAACAAUAAAGACGGAGGAAACCCUCAGAGAUGAGGUAGAAGAGUAUGUUAGGACUCGUAGAGGAAGGGAGCUUCCUGGAUUUGUGAACUACAGAACUUUCGAAAACAUUGUCAAGAAACACAUUGAGGAGCUGGAGGAACCUGCUUUAAAGCUGCUCAAAGACGUCACAGACAUUGUUCACUCCUGUGUGAACCACAUUGUUAGCUCUCAUUUCAAGGCCUUCUCUCACCUAUUAAGGGCCUCCAAAGAUCCAAUUGAAGAUUUUCUUGAUGAGCAGUUUCAGAAAGCUGAGGAGAAAAUACAUUGUCAGUUUAAUAUGGAGAGGAUUGUCUACUCCCAAGAUCAUCUCUACAGCAACAAGCUUGACACUGUAAAACAAAGCCUAACAGUUGGGCAAAGGCAGUUCGUCAGUGCAGAUGUACGCGAGAUGGCACAGCAUCUCACUGCCUAUUUUAUGAUUACCUCUGACCGUCUGGCUAAUCAAGUGCCACUGAUAGUCCAGUACCACAUACUGGACCAGUACAUCUCUCAGCUUCAAAAUGCAAUGCUUGCCAUGAUUGGAAGAAACAAUCCAGGAAUGCUCCUCCAAGAAGAUUCUGAUGUUGCACGUAAAAGGAGAGAACUGAAAGAGCGACUGGAGCGUCUGAAGAGUGCUGGCAAAGUCCUGUCCAAUAACUCCGAAGAAGGCAGUGGUUCUUCGGCGCACUCCUCCAUGUCCUUCUCACUCCGCACCAUGUUUGCUCUGCGCUCGCUGUUCCGUACUGCGCAUUUCAGAUAUGCGGCCGCUGCUCAGUUUCAUGCAUCUUCAAACUGCAGUGGCACAAAAGUCGCUGUUGUGUUGUCUGGAUGUGGUGUUUAUGAUGGUACUGAAAUUCAUGAGGCAUCAGCAAUCCUUGUGCAUCUAAGUCGGGGAGGUGCAGAGGUUCAGAUGUUUGCUCCCGAUGUAUCUCAGAUGCAUGUGAUAGACCACGGCAAAGGUCAGCCAGCGGAGACUGAGUCAAGGAAUGUCUUGUCAGAAUCAGCGCGCAUUGCAAGAGGCAACAUCACUGACCUGGCAAAACUGAGUGCCAGUAAUCAUGACGCGGUCAUCUUCCCUGGAGGUUUCGGUGCAGCUAAAAACCUUUCAACAUUUGCUGUUGAUGGGAAGGACUGUAAGGUGAAUAAGGACGUGGAGCGGGUUUUAAAGGACUUCCAUAAAGCAGGAAAGCCAAUUGGGUUGUGCUGUAUAUCUCCAGUGCUGGCGGCGAGAGUUCUCCCUGGUGUGGAUGUGACGGUGGGUCACGAGGAGGAGGAAGGUGGGAAGUGGCCAUAUGCCGGUACUACACAAGCCAUCACUGCACUGGGAGCCAAACACACUGUUAAAGAAGUUACCGAAGCGCAUGUGGACCAGAAGAAUAAGGUUGUGACCACACCUGCAUUCAUGUGUGAAACAAAGUUGCACUUGAUUUUUGAUGGGAUUGGUGCUAUGGUGAGAGACGUCCUAAAGCUCAGCGGGAAGUAAAAGUUCAGUAUCUUCAUUUUCAGUACGUUGUCACUCGUAUAGGAUCUGUAUCAGACUGCAUAAAUGAAAAAAGUAGGCUAUUUCUUGCUUUGAUUUAUAGUGAUUUGCAAGACAAGACUGAAGGACUUGACAGACAUUACUAAUCAAACAUUUAUCUACCUGACAGUGUUAAAUAGUAUUUUGUUGAAUAUCCAGCAGAGGGCGCUCUCUGUUUUUGAAAAGUAAAUGUGAACUAAUUGUAGCUCUGAUAUUUUUUUUUUUCAAUUUUGAAAACUUUUAAAUUUAACUGCCAUGUGAAGGAAAGCUCAUCAGUUAAAAAACAAAAUAAAUGAAAUUGAGAUUUCAGAGUAUCAAUACAGUACACCAAUUAAAGCUUGACAUGUCAUUGUGUUCUUUAAAUAUGUUAGACACAGUGUGUGUUGAAAUAUGAAGUUUGAAAUGGAAAAUAAAGUAAAUAAUUUUCUAAAAAA